Molecule: messenger RNA, 761 nt
Organism: Thermothielavioides terrestris NRRL 8126
Lineage: Eukaryota; Fungi; Ascomycota; Sordariomycetes; Sordariales; Chaetomiaceae
Exons: 2
Coding region: 111-692 (193 amino acids)
Source: RefSeq, a predicted model, not a curated record
CGCCACGCCAGACCGACGCAGGUCCCAACGCUUCUCAACGACCGGACCCGGCCCUCCACCACGGACAAUUUGAAUCUGCAACGCAGUGCCUUCUCGGUUUACCAAUCAGAAUGUCGGCAUAUUACCACUUCAAUGCUCACCAGCAGCACCCAACACCUUCGACAGCUGCGGCUGUCUCGCACAGCCACCAUGGCGGCCGCAAUCGCCGGGCGGCGAGGUUAUCGGUCUCGCAGAACCCGCAGAAGCAGUUUCGGGGUGUCAGGAGCAUGAAAGAGUUGACCGAGUCGGCAACCGUCGCGGCGUACCGGUCGCGGUUCGAAGCUGUCCGGUCGUUUGACCUGGAGGAUGACAUGGAGUUCUGUCCGGGACUGUUGACCGAGAGCGACCUUGUGUCGAUUCACAGCUCGUCGUCCGAGCGGUCAUCCUUGGCUAGUAAUUCGCCGCAAGGUUCGCCGACCCAGCAGCCCACUCAGGUCGCCUCGACCUUCUCGUUCCACUCGUCCUCGCCGUCCUUUAUUCCGCCGGCGUACCAAAGCCAGCAGUCGCCUUUGAAACUCCACCAACCUUCUGCCACGCGCGCCCGCAACGCCAUCCCAAUCAUCAACCCUGCCACCGGCGUCUCCAUGUCGAGCCCGCCGCCGUCGGUGUCGCCCUCCAGGAUGCAGCCUCAAGCCGUCGGCCGGCGGUGGUAAGGGGGCUCCCGUCUCGCUUCUGCGCUGUUCAGACGAGACUGAGCCAGCCUGAAGCCGCCGUCGUCGUUG